GAGUCGUUUCUUUCGUAUACAUAAGGUAUUGUGCUUCUUUCGUAUACAUAAUUAUAUAUUAUAUAUAUAUAUAUAGUAUAUACAUUAAUAUACGUAGGUAUAUUAUGUAUAUCCAAUAUUAAUAAUAUUAUAUAUCCAUUAUUUGAUCCUAUGAAAUUAGAUAACGAUAAUUAUUGCGUAAUAUAAGUAAUGUGAAAAUUUCGUGUAAGAUAUAGACAUUGUAGAGUAAUAUUACAUUUUCCACAUUUCCAAAUCGAUUUAUAUUUUGUGUUAUUCGAUCGAUGAUGAUAAAAUUAUCAUAAGAUUAUUCUAAAAUCUUGUUUACAUUCGUAGAUAUUUUAGGUUAGAAUAAUGUUUUCUAAUUUUAAGUUGAUUAAAACUUUUCAAGACAUAUAUAACAAUUGUUUGAUCGUCUAAUAUUCGAUAAUGAAAACAAGUAUAAUUAUUUUAAAAUUUCGUAUAAUGUUCUUUUAUUGUAGUUUCAAAUAAUAUAUUUUAUCUUUAUAGAUAAAUUAAGGUAUUAUAGGUAAAUUUCUUAAAUAUAUUAUAUCGGAUUAUUCUAUAAUAUUCAUAAUUAUAAGAAUCAAAAUCUUUUUCUAUAAAUAAUAUUUUCUAACAAAUAAUUUUUUCAAUUAUAAAUGCCCAGUAUACAUCAAUCUGUGUAUAAAGUUUCAAAGUGGUGGAAAUGACAGCGAAAUGACAAUCGUGAAAAAAUUAUACUUCAAGUAUGUAAGUUAAUUAAUAUAUUAAUAUACUAAUAACAUAUCGUGUAAUUUAUUAUUUGAUAUCAAAAUACAAUAAUGAUAUACUUAUUGCGUAAUACGUGAAAACGAAAUUUCGUAUAUAAAAAGUGUGAAAAGAUAUUGUAGGUUAGUGUUUCAUUUUCCAUAUUCAUAAAGUCGAUUUCUACUUUGUGAGCUAUCGUAUAUUAAUUAUCGAUCGCGUGAAAAUCAAUAAGGAAAAAAAUGUCGUAAAAUUAACGAAAAUCUUGUAUUUUGUAUGACGUUCAUAGAUAUUAUAAAUUAGGCAUCCUUCAUUCGUAAAUUGAUUAAUAUCUUUGCCAUGUAUUAUGUCUAAAUCGUUAUUUUAUCGUGUAAUUAUCUGUAACGUUAAAAAUUAUAUUAAUUAUAAAAUUAUAUAAUUUCGUUUGGUAUUUCUUUCGAAUGUAGAUUCGAAUGGUAUAUUUGGUAUUUAUAUAAAUCGAUUAUUUUUUUAUACACGAUUAUUCUAUGGUAUAUUGAUUAUAGGAAUCGAAAUUUCUUUUUAUAAUAUUUUCUAAUAAGUAAUUUUUAAUUAUAAGUAUAAUUCAAUAUUUAUGAUAUCGAUGUAUAAAUUUUUCGAAAAUGCGUAUGUGUAGGUGAAUAUAAAAUUUUAUACGCUUGCGCAAAUGCAAAAAUUAUAGUGCGCUUGCGUAAUGCAUAAUUUUGGCGCUCAAUUUCAUGGUUCUACGCAUGCGUCGAUCUAAUACGUACAACGUAGUUUCAAUAUGGCGGAAAUGAUAGCUAAAAGAAAAUAAUAGAAAAAUUAUAUUUUUCUCGCGUACGUAAAUUGAUUAAUAUAUUAAUAAAAUCGUGUAUCGAUUAUUUGGACCCAUGAAAUUAGCUAAUAUAUAGUUAUUUCUUAAUAUAUGGAAAUAUAUGAAAAUUGAAAAUCGAAAAUUAAAAUUAUUCUAAAAUCUUGUUUGUAUUUAUAGAUAUUGUAGCUUAGAAUUGUAUUUUCUAAUUUUAAGUUGAUUAAUUUUUUGCAAAAUGUACAAUUCUUCGAUCGUGUGAUAUUCAAUAAUGACAAUAGUUAUAACUAUUCAAAAAAUUCGUAUCUUAAGAAAAUGUAACUUCAAAUGAUAUAUUUUUGUAAAUUAUUUCUAAAUAUAUUACAUAGACUUAUUUUAUAACAUUCAUAAUUGGAUGUAUCUUUUUUUAUAAAUAAUAUUUUAUAACAAAUAAUUUUUUCAAUAAUAAAUUCCUAAUAUGCAUCAAUCUAACGUGUAAAAUAGUAGUUUCAAUAUGGCGGAAAAGACAGUGAAGUAAUAGUCGUGAAAAAAUUGUAAUAAUAAAAAACUUUCGGGUACGUAAGUUAACUAAUAUAUUAAUUAGAUAUUGUGUAUGGAUUCUUUAAUCUCGCAAGGUUCGAUAACGAUACAGUUAUUGCGUAAUAAAUGAAAAUAACGAGAAAAUUUUCCACAUGGUGGAAAUGGACAAUAGGAGGGCUUCCAGCGUCCGCGGUCCUGAUUCACCUCUGAGCUCGGAUCUGGCUCUUGAUAAGCCUCGCCCCAUACCAUCACCCAGACAAAUCCACCCCUUGUACGGGGAGAAAGCCGGGCUCUUGGGCUACUGCGACCCGCUCGGUAACGCAGAGAAUUUUCCACCCGCCCCUAACAUCGUCGUCGAGGGUGGCAGAAUCGAGUUCGUCCGCCCCUCGCAGGAUGGCACCACGACACCCCGUAGGAACACCAUGUCCCGUGGCUCGCAGACCUUCAACGACGAGCCCGAGAAGUCUGACCCUGCGAAGGAGAGUCUGGAAGAGCGGGUGCAGGAAUUGGAACAGGCACUGCAAGCGGAACGUAUUGCUGCGCAACGAGAUCGGGCGACGAUCACGAAGCUCCAACGACAGAUCAACAAGAGAGAGGCUACGCAACGAGAUGUGGAACGCGAACGACGACAACGAAUGGAGGCCGAAGCUCGGGUGCGCGAGGCUACGGCUGAAGCUGAAAGAGCACGCUCCAGGGUUCAUCAUCUUCAGAGAGAACUGGCCAGGAUGGAGGAGACGUCACGAGGGUUGCUGCAGCACAAGCACAGGGCCGAACAGCUGAAGCAAGAGAAAACUGCUCUUACGCUUUCUUACGAGGCGCGCGUACAUCAGUAUCAGGCACAAAUCUCGAAGCUGCAACUGGAGAACGAGUCGAUGAGGGGUCAGCUGCGCGGUUUGGAGGCUGCGUGUGCUGGUGAGGUGCAUGCCGCGUUGGUGGCACGUCUAGCGACCUUGGAAACGGAACACGCCGCCUUGGCGAGGGACGCGGAUGCUCAGCGUCGCCAGUACGAGCGGUGUCUGGACGACGUCGCCAACCAGGUGGUCCGCGCCCUUCUAUCCCAAAAGGGUCUCAGGGAAGAAAUCGGUGCAUUGCAGAGGCGUAUUCGAGAGCUCGAAGCUCAAAAUCGAGCGCUUUCAGGAUUAUUGGCCCAAGCCGCAAAUCCUGGAAGUCCAACAGAAUUGAUUCAAGGGAUUCUCGAAGCUGGACCAGCGGCGGUAGUGGCCGCCCUUGGUCUCGAUCCAGCUUGGGUUCCCUUGUCAAGGCCACGCUCGCUCAAUUUACAAAUACCAGUCAUGGCUGCCACGAAAUGUCGAAGAAACAGACCGUUAGCCCAGAAACCAUCGGAAGAGGAAGGUAGCGAGAGUCCAGAGAGCGGGAACAGAGACGAAGGUUAUUCAACGAUGUCCAGCGAUGUACAAGGUGAGGGUGCUCGACAAGAGCCAUCCCGAGGGUUGGAGGAUCUGAAAGAGGCGACAGAUGAGACCGAGGCAGACGUUUCACCGGAUGCACGAUUGGUCGCCCUUGACGCCGGCGAUCCUGACGUCCUGUUUUUGCCAUUGAAUCUCACUGUAGGAAUAAAUCCACGCCACAGCUAUCCCCCGACCAAAGAUUUGCUGCCGUAUCAGCACGUGAUGCGUAGCUUCUCCGACAGCCAUCUAUGUCUGAAGCUGACCACUACCACCAAUUUCACACCGUACAAGCUAUCGAGCCCCAUGGGAUCCUCCUCUCUACUUCUAGUCGAGGAAGAAGGCUGGGAUACCGAGUAUGUGCAACAAUGGCUCAGGUUGGACGAUAGUAGAAGUGCUCAACAACAUCGAGAUCUUCUCGAGUUGGAAUACGACAGAGCAGAAUUGGAAGAUUGGAGUUUCUCGUUAUCUACCGAGGACCUUGUUCAAAAUGAAUCUACGGUGUGGAAAGAACCCACUACCACCACUACAACUCCAGCGCUUCCUGCAAUCAAGGAACAUAAUCCUUUGGAAUUGGAAGAGGAUGCAAACGAAUGUUUGUGGAAUGGUGCCAGUUAUCUUGCAGAUAGAACAGGAGGCGAAUUGGUUGCGCUACUUAUGGAUGCCAGAGCGACUGGAUCGUGGCCAUAUGCUACAAGUCCAGGUACUUCAUGGAGCAGCGAAGAAGGUGCGUUUGAAAAUUCCAGUAAACGAUCCUCGGCGGCACUAUCCGGUUGCAGUGACGAUCCGGAUUCACCUUCGAUCGGCACCGACUUCACCAGAGAUUUCUACAGGCUGGUAAAAUUCGAGAGCACGAAGAGUUUGGCAAGCACAUCGUCGAGAAGCGGAAGACCUCCACCGGAUAGGGAACAAGCUUUACAAAGUGUCUUGUCUUUUAUCGCUGAACAACAAAUGUAUUUAACUGAAUUACCGAACAAUCUGUUGGAACAUAACGGUACAACGGAAGUUUUAGAAGAAACAGAAAACAAGAAUGAGUCUGGAACCGAGGCGAUGUGCACCGAAAUUGAACCUGUUGAUCAAGAUAACAGUAACAUGGAAAACAUCGAAACGAGCACUAAUGAUGAUUUGCUGGAUCAAAUACCCGUACCCUCUUUGGCACCGGAAGAGAGAAUAAUCAGUGCGGUAGCUUGCAACGGUGGUGUAUCUUAUACUACAGUUGCGCCAUCCGAAUUAGGUGCUGUUCCUGAAGAAGACGAAGAAGCUGCUACUUCUUCUACACCAAGCACGGUUGUAAGUCCAGCGAGAGCAUCGCUAUUGGUCGAAGGCAGGGAUCGAUCACUGAGCUUUCACGAGCGUGCCACAUCGAAGGACGUGAUAGAUGAACUAAAUCGAAUGAUCAGAAAAGGUGAGGAAAACACUGUGUCCCAAGAAACUCAGGUACCGCUCGAAAAAUUAGAUCUUGCUUGCUGCUGUCCAACUGGAUGGGUUCACGUUGAACGAGAUAUUGACUUUACUGACCCAAAAGCAAGAGCCAAUCUUUUAGACGUGAUGUUAGAGAGCAGUGAAAGUUCUUCGGCGACAUCGAGCAGCGGAUCAGCCGGAAGUGACUCGGGGGAUGAACCACCUGAUUACCGUCACUUGCAUAGACUACAUCGAUACCGACGACAAAAAAAAGCAUCGGCGGCCCAGGCACAUCGUGUAUUACGAUUGCCGUCAACCUGGGGUUCAUCGAGGCCAUCGAUCAUCGGACGAGGUGAGGAUUUCUUCGUACGAUAUGGAGACAAGGAACGUGAAGCCGUGGCCUCUUUUGACUUCCUCGACGAGAUCGUGGCACCCUCCUCGACGGGCUCGAAUGCUAGUCUCAUCGAUUUGGAUGACACACCGUCUACCGAGCUUCGUAGCGACAUCAUGAAGCUUUCUCCGCUUUAGGACGAGUUGCGAUGCUGAAAUUUAUCCUUAAAGCUAUACAUUGAAUGGAAGCCCCUUGUAGAAUGUGCAAGGGUAGGCAAAUUGUUCUGUUCUAAUUAUAGAUCACCGCGCUUGCUUUAUAAAAUGGCGGAAUUUAAAUUGCGCCGAUAUUAUGUUUCGAUGUCUAUAUCAAAGAUUUAGAGCAUGCGAAGAUGAAUUGUAUUAUAACAUCCUUAAAGAUAUAUUGAUUUUUUUUUAUUCUUGUUAUACGCUUCUUUAUAUAUGCAGCAAGUAAUUUGCAUAUAAUUUGGAUAGAAAGGUAAAAGUUGGUAUGAAUAUAUCUUACAGAUGUUUUGCGAGGGUCAGUAUAGUUUAAUUGUGACGAUAUCUAUUUAUUUUUAUUUUUGUUAAAGCAUUUUGAAAAGCUUUGAAAUAAAUUUUCGACGAUAUACUAGUUUUUUAGCAUGAAAUAUAGAAAAAUAUUCAAAAAUAUUAAAAAAAAUUUUUUGUAUUAUUAUUUUCAAUUAUGUCUCUUUUUUUAAUAUAACAAUAAAUAUUGCAUAAAUCAAUUAAAUAAAUAAUUAUAUGUAGAUAUUAUAAUAUCGUUUGCCUAUUUAUAAUGGAAUUUCUCAAGGUGUACAAGUUGUACUUUUUGUGGUAUCCAAUUAUAUUUGCUAUUUGUUAUUAAAUUCAAAUAUUCAAAUCUGUAAAUAAAACAUUGAUUUUCUUACAAUAAUGAAAUAAGAUCGUUCAUUAUCUAUUUGCAUCUUGUAUUAAAAUAAAAAAUAUUGUUUUGUUUCAUAAAAAUUUCAUAACAUUUUUAAAAGUUAUUUCCUUUUCAAAAUAUUGAUGCUUGGCUUUGAAUAAAAUCUUGAUUGAAUUUCAAUAGUGUUUUUUUUUUAUAUUUAUUAAAUUUAUACAUGAAUUAAAAAAUUCAUAAAUCUUUGUAAACUCAUAAAUCGAUUUAUACUCUACGCUCACAAGAUGGAAGUAGACUUCUUAAUUAUUAUACUAUACGCAUAAUAUUAAAAUAUGAAUAACAUUAUGCAAAAGAUGGUGUAAGAACACUAUUAGCAUAAUAUGUAUAGUACAUAUAAAUUAACAUGAUGAAAGAAAUAUCAUAGACUGGAACUAUGAUUACUGUACUUUAUUGUAUACUUGAAUAUUUCAAAUAGUACUUCCAUUACGAUCUUGUUUAACAAGAUCAUAAGAUAUCAGGUGAUGAAAUCUAUUUCUAUUACGCACAUUUAAUUUACUCUUUUAAAACAUACACAUUUCAUAACAAAAUUUAAAGAAUUUAAGAGACUUAUUUAGAUAGAUGUUUCUACAUUUUUCAAAUGGAAAUGUAUAAUUUAAAUGUAACGCGAUAUCGCGAAUCAUCUUCCGAAAUUGAGCUUAGAAAAAAUUUAGAUUAAGAGUAUUUCGACGAUUUUGUAUGAAUACAAAUUUGUACUCUUUCUCGUCGAUGAUUAUGGAUAAAUGUUGAGACAUACCAUAAUAUUCUAUUGUUUAUAUGAAACACAUAGAUAUUACAUGCACGUUAUAAGCGCGUACAACUUUUUGUUCCGUCUUCAACGAAAAUAUAUUGAAUGUAUUACUUACCAAUUGUAAAAUACAAUAGAAGAAGUUCAAAUUCAAACGGAUAUAUUUAACAUGCAUUCAGUGCAUGAGUUUUAGAUGAUAGAAGUAAUAUAAGAAAAAACUUAAUAAAAAAAAAAUAAUAACACUAUGAUCAAAACGCCGUAUCAAAUAAGUAGACAUUUCGUCACAAUUUGUACAAGAUUCACACUAUUUCAAAAUUCAUAAUUUGAGAUAAACUAAAAACUAAUUUGCGUUUGAUCAAUACAACAAAUAGAAAUAAAAUAGUCCAUUUAAAGUAUCAAGUCGAUAAAAAUUGAAAAACAUAUUUUACACGUAGAUAUAUAUAUAUAUAUAUAUAUUUAAUAUAUAUAUAUUAAAAUACGAUGAAUAUUUUCAAUAUUUGAAAUGGAGAUUGUACGAAUAUAAAGUUGUUUUUUUCUAUUUAUCCAUUUUUACACAUUUCUUACUAUCAUAUACACAUAAACAAGAAUAGUUAUAUGUUAAAAGUGAAUAAGAAAAAAUAUAAUAUACUGAAAUUCAAUGUUAUUAUUAUUUAUAUCUAACAAUUAUAGAAAUUUCGUAUAAAAAUCGUAUUGCAAUUUUAAUAUGUAAUUAAUUACAACGAAAAAGUUCCAAACAAAAACAACUUUUGUCCUACAGUCUCAAAAUAAUCGUUUAAUAAUAGGUAUAAGAUACGUGUAAGUUGCAUUAUAUCGAAAAUGCGAUCAUUGAAGAUAUUGAUUUAUCCCAAUCGAGAAAGAAUUCAUUAAUAAAUAUAAACUCGUGAUUAAGACAUUUGUAAAUAAUAUGUAUUAUAGCACAACAGAUGUAAGUUAUCCUCUCUUGAACUUAAUAAAUAAUGACAAUAUAACAAAUGUAAAAGCGCA
Messenger RNA from Apis cerana (Asiatic honeybee), 7811 nucleotides. RefSeq lists its product as uncharacterized. The record is from RefSeq and is a predicted model, not a curated record. NCBI's taxonomy places the organism in Eukaryota, Metazoa, Arthropoda, Insecta, Hymenoptera, Apidae.